AUGGAUAACGAAUGGAAGGAACUAAUUCGUAUUCAGGUAUCAUAUCGUGAUAAAGUUUUAAAAAUUUGGAAUGGUAAUAAUACCACAUUACAUCAAUAUAUCGAAAAACGAUUAUUGAAAACAAUUGAACGACCGUGGAAAAUCAUUCCGGAACAGUUAACCAAAAAGAUGCCAAUUAUUUCUUCUCAUGCAUUUCCAAUUAAUGAUGCAAUUUUUCCAUUGGGUACACUUUCACAAAAAACACUAAAUAUUGAUGAGAAACGUUGGAUACCGGUAAUUGAAUUGAACAUAGCUAAUUGUAACAUUAAUGAAUUGAAAUGUUUGAUUGAUGAAGCGGAAAAACGAUUACGAUUUGGAUCAGUAAGAAUUUGGCGAUUAUGGGGUAUAUGUCAGCAUGGUCCUGAAAAUGUAUCAUUAGUUCUUGAAGAUAUAAUUUACGGAUCACUUGCUGAUUUUGUUCGAACAGAUUUCAGGCCACAGGAUCAGCUAUGCAAAUUUGCUGCACAAAUAGUGGAUGGUUUACGAAAUCUUGAGAAAUAUGGCUUUAUACAUUAUCGUUUAUCAAUUGAUGUUUGUUUACUUACUUAUAAUUACAAUGUAAAAAUUGCAAUUUAUGGAUUAAGUAUGGGUGAAUUAUAUCCAACAUAUGUUGAUCUUGAUGAUAUUGAUCAAUGCAGAUGGUUACCACCCGAAUGUUUAUCAAAUUCAGGCAAUACUUCCGCUCCGUACAAUGCAUCAGGAAUGAUUUAUUCUUUCGGGAUUAUACUUUGGUCAAUGUUUCAUGGUGGUGCAUUACCAUUUGAAGAUGAACCUGCUGAUAAUAUUCGAAAUCCUCAAUAUCGUAUACAGAAUCCAUUAUAUAUUGAACCGGAAUUAGUCCCGAAUGAAAUUCGUAAUGUGAUAUUAUCAUGUUGCAGUGAAGAUAUUGCUAUUCGUGGUCGUCUAAAGAGUAUCAAAAUAUAUCUUCGAAAUUAUUCUCCACCAGCAACAUAA
Molecule: messenger RNA, 993 nt
Organism: Loa loa (African eye worm)
Lineage: Eukaryota; Metazoa; Nematoda; Chromadorea; Rhabditida; Onchocercidae
Product: TK protein kinase
Exons: 6
Coding region: 1-993 (330 amino acids)
Biological process (GO): protein phosphorylation
Molecular function (GO): ATP binding; protein tyrosine kinase activity
Source: RefSeq, a predicted model, not a curated record